Messenger RNA from Diabrotica virgifera virgifera (western corn rootworm), 1535 nucleotides. Its product is annotated as uroporphyrinogen decarboxylase. Gene Ontology annotation, molecular function: uroporphyrinogen decarboxylase activity. Gene Ontology annotation, biological process: heme biosynthetic process. The transcript has 5 exons. The record is from RefSeq and is a predicted model, not a curated record. Bases 196 to 1266 code for a protein of 356 amino acids. NCBI's taxonomy places the organism in Eukaryota, Metazoa, Arthropoda, Insecta, Coleoptera, Chrysomelidae. Gene Ontology annotation, cellular component: cytosol.
GUAAAAGAAUAAAAAAGAAGAAGAAAUAGGUUAUGUGUAUGACAGUGGCACAAAAUAAUAUUCUAAUUUGAAAUUUGAAUAUGAUAUAACAUAAUUAUUAACAAAUAAUAAUUAGUUUUGUACGGUGUAUAAUUAAAUAUUUUGUCAAGAGACAGUUUUAGGACGAUAAUUAAAUCCUAUAUAUUUAGAGUUAAGAUGGAAUCACAUAACUUUCCACAUUUAAAAAAUUCCCGAAUUCUUCAAGCUGCAAGAGGUGAAAAACCUGAUAAGCUUCCUAUAUGGAUUAUGCGACAAGCAGGAAGAUAUUUACCAGAAUUUAUGGCAUUUCGUAAAGAACAUAGCUUUUUUGAAAUUUGUCAAACACCCGAACUUGCCUGUGAAGUUACUUUAAUGCCAAUAAAGCGCUUUGAUUUGGAUGCUGCAAUUAUUUUUAGUGAUAUUCUAGUUAUACCCCAAGCACUAGGCAUGACUGUAGAAAUGCAUCCAGGAAAAGGACCUGUGCUGCCACAACCAUUAACUGUAGAAAAUAUAAAAGAGUUAUUGGUAGAAGGUGCAGUUGAAAGAUUAGAGUAUGUAGGUAAAGCCAUAACUCUCACUAGGCACAAACUGGAGGGAAAAGUUCCCUUAUUUGGAUUUUCAGGUGCUCCUUGGACUCUUAUGGGCUAUAUGAUAGAAGGUGGUGGUUCCAAGACAUUAAGUAAUGCCAAAAAGUGGCUGUAUAGCCAUCCAACGGCUGCUAAUGAACUAUUAAACUUGUUAACAAAUACUAUUAUAGAUUAUUUGGUAAUGCAAAUAAAAGCUGGAGCUCAGAUCGUCCAAGUUUUUGAUAGCAGUGCAGAAUAUUUGAAUAAAGCUUUAUAUGCUGAAUUUUGCCUACCGUAUCUAAAAAGAAUUUCAACGGAGAUUAGACAAAAAUUGAAGGAUGCUAAUUUGGCACAAGUGCCCUUGGUAUUGUUUGCAAAAGGAGCCCAUUUUAAUCUUGAAGACCAAGCUGAAUUGGGUUAUGACGUUCUGGGUAUAGACUGGACUGUUGAUCCAAGUACUGUAAGAACCCGACUGAAGAAUAAAAAUAUUACAGUACAAGGGAAUCUUGAUCCGUGUGCCUUAUAUGCUCCUAAAGAAGAAUUGGAGAACAUGAUAAAAGAGAUGAUAAGAUCUUUUGGAACUGAUAGAUAUAUUGUUAAUUUGGGUCAUGGCAUUUACCCAGACGCACCCGUCGAAAGUGUUCAAACUUUUAUUGAAGCAGUUCAUUCCAUUAAUAUUUAGUUGUUAUUAUGUUAAUUCACUUUUUCGAUACAUUCUAUGUAUGAACUGACAUUUGUUACUAUUUGGUGUAGGGAAGAUUUCAGAACGUAAAUUUUUGAUAGUCUAUGAGUUAAUGUUUAUUCAGUAAUGUUAGUUUCUGUUUAUUCAUUUUUUCGAUACAUUCUAUGUAUGAACUGAUAUUUGUUACUAUGUAUUUGGUUUUUAAUUUAGGAAAAAUUUCAAAAUGUAAAUUUUUUAUAGUAUGGGUUAAUACAGCUCUCUUUAAAUAA